Messenger RNA from Cryptomeria japonica (Japanese cedar), 1750 nucleotides. Its product is annotated as nodulin-26. Gene Ontology annotation, biological process: transmembrane transport. Gene Ontology annotation, cellular component: membrane. The coding region runs from base 576 to 1409 and encodes 277 amino acids. Gene Ontology annotation, molecular function: channel activity. The record is from RefSeq and is a predicted model, not a curated record. The transcript has 6 exons. Lineage: Eukaryota; Viridiplantae; Streptophyta; Pinopsida; Cupressales; Cupressaceae.
GCCCAAAUUUGAAAACAAGCCCAACGGUAAGAACCACUUGAUAAAAGCAUAGCAAUUGGACAACUUAGAUUUCCCUCAACCGCUCUGGAGACAGUUUAUUCAAGAACUAACAAUAGCAAGAAAGUGUAGGAAACCCUAAUUCUCACAAAAUCAUCCUCUUUCAGGUUGAUGAAAAACAUUUGACUGCUACUCUCUUCCAAUAUAAUAUUGCCAACUACGUUGCUUAUUGUUUUGGUUAAUGUUGGAAGCUUUACUUCCCAACAGUCUCACAUAAAAAGAAAGUUUCAAAAACAAUUGGUCAACCUUCAAAACUGCUAAACCUUAUCUUGUUGCAGAAGACGAGACCAAUUCGCAUGAGCACACCUUCAAAACAGAUUUGAUUUGAAGAAAAGAGGAAAUGAUUCAGCUUCAGUUUUGCUGCUAAAUGAUCUUAUCCAGUUAAAAAAUUGUUGAAUAAUUUUUUAUUCAAAUCUAUGUUAAUUUUAUAGAAUAAGAAGUAUACAUUGAUGUAAGGUGAAUUGGACAUUUGCCCUCUUCUUGGUAUUGUUUUGAAAAGAUUCAAAAGAGGCCUGAAUAUGGAUUUAGAAUCGGGUAGCACUGAAAUUAGGACUUCUGAAACUGAUAAAAAUGGUGGCAAUAACCCUGAUCUUGAUGGAGAGGAAAAUGUAAGCCGAAGAAACAUUAUAGAGUGUGAGACCCGAUUUCAUGCUUCUCGACUGCCAUCUGCAGAAUUUAUCAAGAAACUUGGAGCAGAAAUGAUAGGAACAUUCUUCUUGAUAUUUUCUGGAUGUGGGUCUGUUCUUGUGGACAAGAAGACUGAUGGCUCCAUAACUCAUCUUGGGGUGUCAAUUGUUUGGGGCCUAACAGUGAUGCUAUUGAUCUAUUCUGUUGGUCAUAUCUCUGGGGCCCAUUUCAACCCUUCAGUUACAGUGGCCUUUGCAACUGUCAAUAGAUUUCCAGUGAAGGAGAUUCCUGGGUACAUAGUAGCUCAACUUGUUGGGUCAAUCUCUGCUGGAUUUGUUCUGAGAUUGAUGUUUGGAGAUAUAUCACACAUAGCAGCAACUGUGCCUUCUGGAUCAAAUAUGCAGUCCUUUGUUUUAGAGUUUCUCAUCACAUUUCUCUUGAUGUUUGUGGUCUGUGGAGUGGGCACUGAUACUAAAGCGGUAGGAGAAUUGGGGGGGUUAACUAUUGGAGCAACAGUUGCAAUGGUUGUCAUUGUUGCCGGUCCAAUAUCUGGAGCAUCAUUGAAUCCUGCAAGGACUUUAGGCUCUGCAAUUGCAGGCAACAAAUACACAGGCAUAUGGAUUUACAUGGUGGCCCCAGUACUUGGUGCAAUAGCAGGCACAUGGACAUAUAAUCUAAUACGUUUAACUGAUGUACCCCAACAACAGAAGCUGGUUUCUGGGUAACGAUGCACGGUUUGGAAUCAGUUAUGCGCACAAAGGUCAAAAAGUACACAUUUCACAAUGUCGCCUGAUACCUAACUAAAGAUGAUACACAUUUCACAAUGUCGCCUGAUACCUAACUAAAGAUGUUCGAGUAACCGUCAACUCAAAAUCGCUAGUACUUGUUGACAAAUGUCCCAAUAGUGGUGCACAAAUGUUCCAAUAGUGGUACACAAAUGGGACAAAUGUUCUAAUAGUUGUGCACAAAUAGGCCAAUUAAUUACAAAAAAUGAUCUGCUAUUGGUACAAAACAAAUUUAUUAAUGGUGUUUUCACUAUGAUGGUUAUUGGGGGGUCAACAUGACA